Knipowitschia caucasica is the source of this 636-nucleotide messenger RNA. The record is from the annotation of a GenBank genome assembly. Lineage: Eukaryota; Metazoa; Chordata; Actinopteri; Gobiiformes; Gobiidae.
AUGAACCUGAUGACUUUCACCAAUGGUUUUGUUUUUAUUAAAAUCAAGAAGCGUAACCUUAAAAAACCCGACAAUCAGAGAAAAGUCGACCUGAACCGAGGGUUUUUAACCACGGCUCACAAGAAACAAACACUGAGGAAAACGGAAACACCCACUGCAGGUCCUCCUCCCAUCAGCCACUGCAGGUCCUCCUCCCAUCAGCCACUGCAGGUCCUCCUCCCAUCAGCCACUGCAGGUCCUCCUCCCAUCAGCCACUGCAGGUCCUCCUCCCAUCAGCCACUGCAGGUCCUCCUCCCAUCAGCCACUGCAGGUCCUCCUCCCAUCAGCCACUGCAGGUCCUCUUCCCAUCAGCCACUGCAGGUCCUCCUCCCAUCAGCCACUGCAGGUCCUCCUCCCAUCAGCCACUGCAGGUCCUCCUCCCAUCAGCCACUGCAGGUCCUCCUCCCAUCAGCCACUGCAGGUCCUCCUCCCAUCAGCCACUGCAGGUCCUCCUCCCAUCAGCCACUGCAGGUCCUCCUCCCAUCAGCCACUGCAGGUCCUCCUCCCAUCAGCCCUGCAGGUCCUCUUUCCAUCAGCCACUGCAGGUCCUCUCUCCAUCAGCCCGCGCAGGUCCUCCUCGGUCGGCACGGUCACUGA